This is a messenger RNA of Vitrella brassicaformis, 2657 nucleotides long. The record is from the annotation of a GenBank genome assembly. NCBI's taxonomy places the organism in Eukaryota, Vitrellaceae.
AUGGCGGCCAACCUGGACCAGUUUCAUGGAGGUGAGCUGAGGGGAGGGCGGCAGAGUGGCAGAUCUGGGCAGUGGAGAGGGUGGGGGAGGGACCUGACGCGCGCAGGGUGUUUGGCCGCUGCUGGGAUGGCUGACGUGGCUGUGGAUGCACUGGCGGACCUUGGAUGAUGUGAUGUGUCGUUCUGUGUGUGUGGUUGUGUUGUGUGUGGUCAGCUGAGGUUCGUGUGAAGACGACGGAUGGCGCUGAGCAUCAGGGGCGCAUCUUCUGUUACGACGUCACCAACUGCUGUGCGCCCUUCCAGUCUGUCAUCCUCCGUGAGCCGACCACUCACGCACACGGACCCGCAGCCAGCCAGACACACAAGGGCCGUCCGUUUGGUGAAUGAGUCAUUGGGAAUGCUGUCUAACUGCAGGUGUGCAUCACCCUGAGAUGCACACGUGCAACUACGUCUGGCUGGCCACUGAGAACAUCACUGAGCUCAAGGCAGUGGAGCCACAGACACCGGUAUGGUAUGCACACGCCACGCCUCAUCGAUCCGCUCACUCCUGCGUGUGUCACGUCACGGAUCGUCCAUCGUUCGUUCAGGAGCCUCCCAUUCACCUGGAGAACUUCGACCCGGCCGUGGCUCAGCGCAGGCGCGAGGCGGCACUAAGACACCACCACAGCACGCGCCACCUCAAGGGUGUGGGGGUCGACCCAAAGGGCGAGAAGGUCAUCGAGGCACUGGCAAAAAUGUGAGGGAGCAAACCACGCCCCUGAGGCAAGACACGCAAGACACACAUCUGUGUGUGGGGAUGUGGUGUGUGUGUCAGCAAUCCCGAGCGCUCUGUUCGUUGGGAGGACAAGACCAUCUGUGUGUGGGACGUGCGCAUCGACCCCCCCUACCGCCCCGAGGACUGUCGCGGAGGGGAGGCCACAGACAUCAGACUCUUGCAGCGAGUCAAACACAUGGUACACACCUACCCUACCGCACACAGACCGACGCCACCACUCACUGUGGACGCCGUGUCUCUGUCGCUAGGUGGAGAACAUUCACCUCAGGGAGGAGAAGCGCGUCCGCCAUCUCACUGAGAAGGGCCAUCUGUCGUCCCCCUCCCCCUCCCCGCCCCCCGUCCGCCGCGACCACUCGGCGCCACUCCCCAGCGCCACUCAGGCGGCCUCAUCAGCGGCUGGCGGCCUGCUGCCCACUCCAUCCCAGCCACGCAACGCGCCAGCACGGUCGGGCGGCAGGGCCCUCCAGCCGGUGCCAGAGGAGGAUGAGCACCACCACAACAAGGAGAACAACGUCCCUGGCCCCACCCCUGCUCCCGAGGUGGGGCGCAACGGCCGCAGCAAGCGUCACCCGAGCCACGACAAGAAAGACAAAGACGGCCAGCAGCAGCAGCAGGAGGCCAGCAGCAGCGGGGCGGGUGGGACUGAUGGCGGGAAGGCCAGAGGGGGCGACGGCGAGGGGGCCCCGGCUCCCGCAUCCAACAGGCCCAAACACGCCUCCUCACGCAGAGGGUGGGAGAAGCAGCAGCCCAACGCUGCUGCAUCGGCCGCUGCUGCUGCUGCUGCUGCUGCCGCCGCGGCCUCUGCCGACAAACACGACGGUGAGGACGGGGGGAAGGAGAGGAAGGAGAGGGGCAGUGGCGGCGGGGCUGGUGGGGGCAGUGACGGUGUGGAGGGCGGUACGAGGGACGGGGAGGGGGCCAUGGCCACCAAUGGGAAAGAGGCGGACGAGGGAUGAAGGAAGGGUGAAUGCAAUGCGUGUGUGUGUGCAUGUUCAUCGGGGGAGGGAGGGGGAGGGGGUGUACUGUUAUGCCUGGAUGGAUGGAUGGACGGAUGGAUGGAUGAUCGGUUGGUUGGUUGAUGCCUAUGGAAUGGUCUUGUGUGUGUUGGGUGGGCAUUCAUUGUGUCGCCGAGGACUUCGCUGAGUGAGGCAAGCGAUGCGAUCGAGGCACGGCCCGCUUCGAUGCACCGCUUGACCUUGUGGCUUCUUCGAUGGCAUGAUGGAUGCCCCACACACACUCCGACGCACACUACACUACACGCACAUAGACAGACAGACAGACAGACAGCAAUAAACAGAGAGUUACCGGACAAGCUCAGAAAAGCGCGCGGCGCGGCAGAUCGACAUGUUCUUACUCUGUCAGCAAAGCACGACGAUUCCUCUUGGCUGGCGGCAUAACAGGACUCGACCGUAGUAUGUGACCAUGCUCUGGUCGACGCCUGCGAUGCCGCCGUCCCAGGGGGGUCACCGGCACACUGACAGCCAGACAGUCCUGACCUUCCGAGCACACCACACAUACUAUUAGCGAGUUGAGUGUCGUGAGGCACUGACUGCCUGCAGUGAGGAGGACACGACGGACCAAUGCUCUCGUUCAUUCCCUGCAUGCUGCAUUUGAGCGAGCCAGUGUGUGUGUUGCACUGUCUUUCGUCCCGAGUUCGCAGCCGAGACCACCAUGGUGGCCUAAGCUUACUGCGGUCUCGGGGGCGACGAAAGGCCAUGCAGCCAGCCAGCUGAUGGAUGGAUGGAGAGGAGACGACAGAGGAUUGUCGUGUGCCGUGCUGUGCCGUGUCAGCCAGCUGCCUGUGUGGACCAGACCAACCCGUGUGAGUGCGUCGUAUGUAUGGCCAUAUGGGCGUAGGCAAUCAAUCGCGCCAUCGGAAUGAA